AUGAAUGUUCGAUACUGUAACAUUGAUCCAGAGAACAGGAAACUGCCACCAGCCUAUGAUUACCUCAGUUCACCACUAGUGUCAUUGGAAAUCUCACUUGAGAAAGUAAUACCACUCAUCGAUAAUCUUCAACACUAUACUGAAAUCGCUAUACAGCACUGUCAUUCGUCCGAUCGUCUAACACAAGCGGAAUCAGCUGCCUUGCAUUUGUACACGAUGGAGUGGGGUGAUAGAAGCUUUUAUCACAUAUUUAACAAUGCAUUACAAGAUGCAAAUCGUGCAGCAUUAAAACCAUGGUCUCCGUACUUAAAACCGCUUGACACUGCUCUUAAAAAUCUGCCGUCUACGAAGCUAAUAUUACAGUGUGCUGUCCAUGCUGAAGUGAGUAGAAGCUUUAAGCACGGACAACUACUGGCAUGGUGGUCACUUAAUCCCUGUUCUUCCUCGUUCAAUGUCAUCAAGGACUUUCUGGGCCCCGAUAGUACAUUGUUCAUGAUCGAAGCAGCAAACGGAAAAAGCAUUUCAUCUUACACUUGCCAUGUCAACGAGAACGAAUUUGUCUUGAUGCCCGGAACCAGACUGAAGGUAGUGAAAUUACAAUAUGAUGAAAAAAACAUAAAUAAUUUAUCAAUUGUAUCAACAACUGGAGAAUGUUAUUAUCAAAUUGAACAAUAUGAACAGGCAAUUGAAUAUUAUAGAACGUCAUUAGAAAUAAUGGAAGAUAAUAAUUUAGAAAAUAAUCAUGAUAUUGGACUUAAAUCAAUUCCAAAAAGAUUAUCAAAAGAAGAACUUAUUAAUCAUAAACAAUUUAAAAAUUGUGUUAAAACUAUUGAUAUAAUUGGUGAAAAUGCUAUUAUUGAAUUAAAUGAUAAAAUAGUUUGGGAGGAAUGUUUAAAAACGGGUUCACUUCGAAUUCACUAUAUAAUUCGACAUAUAACGUUAGAAAUAACUCCAUAUACUAAAAUAAUUGAUCCUGAUAAUAGUCCAAUAACAUUUGAAAAUUGGUAUGGAAAUCGAAUGUUAGAUUAUAAACCUGAUAUAAUGCAAUUUGAUUUUAAAAAAGAUCAAAUAUUUCGUUAUAGAUGGAAUUCAAAAAUAUGGUUAGAACAAUUUCAUAAUAUUGAUUCAUAUAGUGAGAAUUUGAAGAAUAAUGAUCAAUAUACUUCACUUUCUAUUCGUCAUAUGUUACGUGUUACAGUUAUGUUAAAUACAAUGGCUGCUGUAAAAAAUGGAAAAUAUAUAUUAGAAGAUGGUAAAACAAUUAUUCCAUUUAAAUUUGAUACAAAACAAAGACAAAAAAUUAAAACAAUAUUAUAUAAUCAUCAAUCAAAAUUAAUUGAUUCUAAUCAAGAAAUAACAAUUCAAAUUCCAUUUAAAUCUACGAAUAUUCAUGUAAAUAAUGAAGAUUGUUUAAUAUCUUAUGCAAAAUUAAUUUCAAAUGGAUUAAAACCAGUUUUAUUAAAUAUGGCUAAUUCAAUAAUACCUGGUGGUGGUUAUCGUAAAGGUGAUGGUGCACAAGAAGAAAAUAUUUUUCGUCGUACAAAUUAUUAUAUUAGUUUAGAUUAUUCAUUAGAUCAAAAUAUACCAUAUAUACAACAUAAACGAUCUAAAUGUGAUUCAAAUGGUAAAUUAGAAAGUAUGUCAAAUACAAUGUAUCCAAUUGAUGAAUUUGGUGCAAUUUAUGCAAUUUAUGGAACUGGUCACCAGUCACUGUUCUUUCAAAUCGACAUAAUUUUACAUCUGUAA
Molecule: messenger RNA, 1746 nt
Organism: Didymodactylos carnosus
Lineage: Eukaryota; Metazoa; Rotifera; Eurotatoria; Philodinida; Philodinidae
Source: the annotation of a GenBank genome assembly